AUGGUCGGCUCACCGCCAGGGACCGUUUCCGUCGCAGGACUUUCCCUUUCUACUAGCACGGCGUCUACGAUCUCACCUUCGCAGGAUUUUCCAAAUGCCGAUCUAUGGGAGGAUGCGCGAAAUCAACUGUCGGAAGAUGAUAAAAAGACAAUCACUCAGACUUUGUCGACUCAAGAACUGCCUCCUUCAUCUCUCAACACCCCGAUAUCCGAGACAAUCCUUGAAGCUGUCAAAGCUAAAAGAGAGGAAUCUAAGAAAAGCCGGUGGAAAGUCAGGAUUGGGAAAGCCGAGGUAGAGCUUCGCGGUGUGGCCGACAAAGUGAUCGUCUGGUUAGACAAGUUCAAACAAGUGGGAGACAUCGCGGUCAGUGCAGACCCCCUCCACGCUGGGCUUCCAUGGGCGGGGAUCCGCUUUUUACUCCAGGCAGCAGUAGCAGGACAAGAGCAGACCGCGGCUCUGCUGAGUGGCUUGAACCGGGUUCUUUACGUGAUGUAUCGAUGUAGGCUUUACGAACUGCUCUUUCAGCCAGGCCAACAUAAGUCGUCGGAUCAGAAUCUCCGGUUGGCACUUGGGAAUUUUCGCACCGCACUUCUUGACUUGUACAAACUCGUUUUGCACUUUCUGGCAGUAGCUAUGCGAGUGUGUCAGAAAAACAAAUUCGAGCGAACAUUGGCUGCUUUCUGGUCACCUAGUGAUAUUUUGAAGUUCGAAGAGGAUUGUCAAGCGACUGAAGAUCGAGCCGAAAAGGAAUGCCAAAAUUGUGAAAGAUACCUUCAGGGCCAAGAGCGUACUGAAUCAUCACAGUACCGCACCAUACUGAACGACCUACCGCAACUGAAAAACCUCAAAAGCUCCAUCGAUCACAUUGAUCACAUUGUUACGGAAGUGUGGGAAACUUUACAGGAAGAUAGGAUUUGUGAUAUUCUGAUGUGGAUUUCCAAGCUUCCAUAUCAAGAUCACCACCAGUUUGCGUGUAAGAAUCGCACUCCCGGCACGGGGGAGUGGCUAAUUGAAGAUAAAACGUUUCGGAAGUGGAAAUCACUCGACACGUCCACAAUACUGUGGCUACAUGGGAUCCCUGGUGCUGGGAAGACUAAGCUUGUUUCCAGGGUUAUUGAUCAUAUCAAGGAUAAUCAUCCAGACUAUGGUCUAGCUUACUUCUACUGCAAGCGAGAUGACGAUCAUCGCCGCGACCCAGAGAAUAUCCUACGAAGUUUUGUUAAGCAGCUGUCCAAGUUUCCCCGGAAGAACUCUCUUCACCAAGUAGUCGUGAAAGCACACCAAGAGUACCGGUUUACUGGCGGUGCAUCAGCAAAAUUGAGCUUCAAUCAAAGUAAGGAGAUUCUGUCUCAGUUAACUCACGAUUAUUCAAAAUUUGUGAUGGUACUGGACGCUCUUGACGAAUGCUACGAAGAAAGUCGAGGUGAUCUCAUUGACGUCUUCAACUGGCUAGUUACUCAGUCCGAUAAUGUGAAGAUCUUCGUCGCAAGCAGACGGGACGACGACAUCAAAUGGCAACUUGAACGGAAGUCCAACAUUGGAAUCGGAGCCACUCAUAACCAGGGCGAUAUUGAAAGGUUUGUUAAUGAGAGAAUCGAAAACGCACAGAAAACUCGAAGAAAACCUAUAUCCAGAGAAUUGAAGCAGGACAUCAUCACAACUCUUUACGAGAAAAGCGGCGGAAUGUUUCAAUGGGCAGCUCUCCAGAUAGAACAGAUUCUCGGGCUGGCCCUCGAGAUUGACAUCCGCAAACGACUGGGGCAACUUCCAAAGGGAUUGAAAGCAGCCUACGAUGAGAUCUUUUCGAAGAUCCAGGCCGCAGAGGGUAGCAAUCCCGAUAUUGCCCACCAAGCCUUUGAAUGGAUUUUGCAUUCUCCUGUGCCGUUGGACGCUCUUGUACUACCAGACCUGAUUAGUCGAAGUCUCUCUGGUGGCACGAAUUUAGUCCUAGAUUUAGAUAUUGACAUAAUUCUUGAUGCUUGCUGCAACUUAUUGGUUGUCGACCAGUACAAGGUCAGCUUCGGGGUCGAAGGCCGCUCCCUCGAAUUUCGCUUCGCCCAUUUGUCCGUACAGGAAUAUAUCGAGGAACACACGGACGGUGGAAAUGCUCUGUCGGUGCCACAGCCAGCACAUUCUAAACACGCAGUUGCUACACUUGGCUUCCUUUCCGAGCUCAGUGGCCUAUUUGAAAGAUGGGAUUCCGACAUACCGAAACACACAGGGGUGAGAUCUCCGGAUAUACCACCCGCAUUGAAAUAUGCCACCGUGUCCUGGCCUUUUUAUGCUAAAAGGGCAUUGGAAAAACCAACAUCUGAGCAACUGGAACACAUUCUUUUUGAUUUUUUCAGUCUUACGAACACCAAGGUCCGUGAUUCUUGGUUGAGAGCAGUUUCACUCUUGAAACAGUAUCGACACUGUCCCGAAUACAUCAGACAAAUAAUGCCGGUUGUCGGGAAUGAUAUCUCUCCCAGUGCAUUAUACUGCGCUGCCGCACUUGGUAUGGAGAGUAUUGUUGCAAAGCUGCUCUCCGAAGGUGCACGGGUAGCCUCGGAUAAGUCGGCGGAGAGCCCAAUCAUAGCAGCUGCGCGCUAUGGCUGCCCAAAAACCGUCUCCCGUUUAUUGUACUCAUACUCCGCGAAUCCGAUAUCUGUGAUCUACCAAUCGAUGCGAGCUACGACGGAGAAUGCGGUUGAGGUUAUGUUGGUCCUUCUGAGACACGGCUUAGGUUAUCAAAACUCUGAUGACAAUUCUUUCCAAUCACUGUGCUUUCUGGCAGCAACGGAAAGCAGAGGCGGGGAUCCAGUGAUGCACCUUCUUCUCCGAGAAUUCCCGGGAUUUUCCAUGACAGAGUCUAUCUUGCAAGCAGUAGUGACAAGUCGAUUUUUGUCCGAAUCUAUGAUUGGUGCUCUGCUCGACCAGAACGUGACACUGACCAUCACCGAAAAUACCAUUCAAAGGCUAGUAAGCCGACGGCGGUUCAAUUUAAUAGCAUUGGUUCUUGAAAAGCGACCGGAAAUGCCGAUUACCGAGGCUACAUUGAGGGUUGCAACACAGGUGACUUGGGUUGCGCAGCUUGUAGUGAAUAUUCUGCUGGAGAAGCGCCCCGAAACACCCAUCACCGAGGAGGUAUUUAAUGCUGCAAUGAGAAAUCCAAGUUGUGCAUCAAGUUUGGUGCAGCUUUUCCUGGAGAGAAGACCGGAUAUAGCCAUCACAGAAACCACACUUGAGGCUGCAGCAACUGCUAUGAGAAGGGGAAGGCCGUUGAUGUCUCUCCUCCUUGAGAAAAGGCCAGACCUCCCUAUCACUGAAUCUACAGUUGAAGCCGCAGCAAGGAAUACACGUUGUGGAGAUAGCUUAAUCGCUCUCCUCCUCGAGAAAAGGCCAGACCUCCCUAUCACCGAAGCUACAGUUGAGGCCGCAGCAAGCAAUACACGUUGUGGGGAUAGCUUAAUCGCUCUCCUCCUCGAGAAACGACCAAAUCUCCAUAUUAGCGAAGCUACAGUUGAGGCCGUAGCCAAGAAUAGAAGAGAGAGAGAGAAAGAGAGAGAGAAUGCCCUUCGACAGUUAAACGAAGGCCAUUCCUAUCUUUCGCGGAGGCUGUAUAUCAGAUCACAAGACAGGGGAAGGAAUGAGAGAACCAAUGGAAGGUAA
This is a messenger RNA of Penicillium crustosum, 3651 nucleotides long. RefSeq lists its product as uncharacterized. Lineage: Eukaryota; Fungi; Ascomycota; Eurotiomycetes; Eurotiales; Aspergillaceae. The coding region runs from base 1 to 3651 and encodes 1216 amino acids. The record is from RefSeq and is a predicted model, not a curated record. The transcript has 4 exons.